Molecule: messenger RNA, 819 nt
Organism: Soboliphyme baturini
Lineage: Eukaryota; Metazoa; Nematoda; Enoplea; Dioctophymatida; Soboliphymatidae
Source: the annotation of a GenBank genome assembly
CUGAAAAUCGAAGAAGCCGAAGCGGUGAGCGACAAAGACGAGGAAGAGGAAGAGAGCGAGUACGAAUAUACGGAUUCUGAAAGCGAAAUCGCUCCCCGUCUCAAACCGGUUUUCGACUGUCGAAAGUUUGACCUGCGUGAACGUGCUUCACUCCUGGAAUCGGAGAAGGCACAACAACGACUGAAAGAUUUGCAUUUUGAGGAACGAAAGAAGGCUGAAGAACGUCGAAAGCAGUCGGUGAAGCUCGUAGAGGACUUGGUGAGACAGGAAAUUGAAAUGGAGAAGAGAAAAGUGGACGAUGAAGUGUUUGACCUUGAGUCAGCAGUAACUGACGACGAAAAUGAAGAACUUGCUUACGAACAGUGGAAAGUUCGGGAACUGAGACGAAUAAAACGGGAUAAGGAAGAGCGUGAAGCACGUCAAAAAGAAAAGUCAGAAUUAGAACGGGUUCACAACAUGAGUGAAGAGGAACGUCGUGCAUAUUUGCGUGCAAAUCCAAAAAUAAUCGAUAACAAGCAACAAAAGGGAAAAUACAAAUUUCUGCAAAAAUACUUCCACCGUGGUAUAUACAAGCGGAAUUUUGCCGAACCCACAUUGGAGGAUCACUUUGACAAAACGAUCUUGCCCAAAGUUAUGCAGGUGAAAAACUUUGGCAAAGCUGGACGGACAAAAUGGACCCAUUUAGUAGCUGAGGACACGACUGAUUUUCAGUCAGCAUGGGUUGCCGACACUUCUCAAAAUAUAAAGUUUUUCAAUAAACACGCGGCUGGAGUUAAAGACAUUUUCGACAGGCCCUCCGCAAAGAAGCGAAAGAAGUGA